Vigna radiata var. radiata (mung bean) is the source of this 2204-nucleotide messenger RNA. RefSeq names its product vicilin-like seed storage protein At2g18540. NCBI's taxonomy places the organism in Eukaryota, Viridiplantae, Streptophyta, Magnoliopsida, Fabales, Fabaceae. The transcript has 5 exons. The record is from RefSeq and is a predicted model, not a curated record. Bases 33 to 2009 code for a protein of 658 amino acids.
GUAAUCAUAGUUUCCAUCCAAAGUCCCUCGCUAUGUUAACAAUGGAGCCUCAGAGAAAAGCUUUGGCAUUAUCUUGGAUCUUGAUCUUCUUCCUUUCCAUUUCCCUGUGUGGGGUGAAGGCAUCAAGUGAAGGGCACCAUGGCGAGCCUCAAGAGGGACCUCUGGUGACGAAGGAUCAGAGGACGACAUUACUUGCCACUGAGUUCGGACAGAUAACCGCCCUUGACAUCAAGGAAGAACCAGAUAAACUUCCUUACCAUCUUCAGUUCAUCACAUUGGAGCCAAACUCGCUAUUUCUUCCUGUGCUUCUACAUGCAGAUAUGGUCUUUUAUGUUCAUACAGGGAGUGGAAAGCUGACUUGGGCAUACGAUGAUGAUACUGGCACGAUCCCUUUACGCGAAGGAGAUGUCUGUAAUCUCAAUGAAGGAUCUGUUUUCUAUAUACAGAGUGACUUAGAGGCUGAGAGAAGGAAACUCAGGAUCUAUGCAAUGUUAACCAAUACAGAAGACAAUACUUAUAAUCCAUCAAUCGGUGCUUACUCAAGAAUCGACCAACUGGUCAAGGGCUUUGAUAAGAGAAUCAUGCAAGCAGCUUUAAAGGUACCAGAUGAUUUGAUAGAAGAAAUCAUCAACAAGAAAAAUACCCCAGCUGUAGUGCAUGCGGAUUCAAAGAAGACGAAUAUUGUCAAGACACUGGAGGCUUCGUUUCUUAAAAAAUUUGUGGGUGUUGGGUCCAGCUCCAAUACUCUCGAAAAAUAUAACAUCCUUGAUCAUGAACCUGACUUCAAAAAUCGUUAUGGUAGGAGCGUAGCAGUAUCCAAAAAGCAACUAAAGUCAUUGAAGCGAACGAACAUUGGAUUUCUUAUGGUGCAGUUGAACGAGGGAUCAAUAAUGGGGCCUCAUUGGAACCCGAAGGCAGCAGAGUUGGCAGUGGCAGUAGCAGGGAAAGGCAUGGUCCGAGUGGUAAACGGAAGCAGCAAUGAAGGUGAUACAGUAAGGCAAAGCAUGAGGUUUAAGGUUAACGCCGGUGAUGCUUUUGUGGUGCCUAGGUUUCAUUCAAUGGCUCAGAUGGCAUUCAACGAUGAACCGUUUGUUUUUCUGGGCUUCAGCACUUCAGCGAAGGACAACCAUCCUCAAUUUUUUACGGGAAAGGGAUCUGUGCUUCACAAUCUAGACAAGCAUAUACUUGCUACCUCUUUGGGUGUGAGUGACAGAACCGUUGACGAACUUCGGCGUUCUCCCAGAGAUUCCAUCAUUUUCGCGUGCCCUUCCUGCGCAGAGGAAGAGGAGAGUACAAUGAAGGAGGAAGAAAGGGAGAGGGAGGAGGAGGAGGAAGAAAGGGAGAGGAAGGAGGAGGAAAGUGAGAGAAAAAGAGAAGAGGAGGAGGAGAGAAAAAGAGAAGAAGAGGAAGACAGGGAGAGAGAGAGAAAGAGGGAGAGAGAGGAAGAGGAAGCCAAAAUACAACAAGAAGAGAGGGAAAAGAAGCGUGAGGAGGAGGAAGAGAGGGAGCAAGAAGAAGGUGGGAGAGAGAAAAAAAGGGAAAGGGAAGAAGAGAGGGUGAGGGAGGAAGAAGAAGCUAAAAGGCAACAGGAGAAGAGGGAAAAGAAAAGAGAGAAAGAAAAAGGGAAAGAAGCAGAAGCCAAGAAAGAGCAAGAAAAGAGAGAAAUGAGGAGACAAGAGGAGGCUGAAAAGGAGCAAGAACAAGAUAAGAGAGGAGGGGAAGGGGAAGAGGAAGCAGCAGCACAGAAGGAGCAAGAACAAGCUAAAAGAGAGCAAGAAAAGAGAGAAAAGAAGCGACAGGAGGAGGAACAAAGCGAAGGAAAAGAAGAAGAUCCGACAUGGUGGGAGAGACCGAGGAGAGAACAGGGGAAAGGAUCAGAAGAAGAAGUAGCAGAGCAGGAGCAAGAACAAGCCAAAAGACAACAAGAAGAAAGGGAGAAAAGAAGAGAGCAUGAGAGUGAUCCUGUUCACUUUGAAGGAAGGAGAGCUUUGAAAGUCAGAAACCUUUGAUUUCGUCUUGAGUCUUGGGCUCUAGCUCCUCCUAUGUAUUACAAUAAGAGCUUUUUUGUUUUUGUCUUUGUUACCUUUAGCAUCCGUUUGUGUUUUAUGCCUUGUUACAAAGUUGAAGACCAAUGUUUCACGAAGCAUGUUGAUGAUGAUGAUAUGAAUAAGUUUACUUUCUCUAAAUGAAGGCGUGCUGCUUCA